Molecule: messenger RNA, 1527 nt
Organism: Coniophora puteana RWD-64-598 SS2
Lineage: Eukaryota; Fungi; Basidiomycota; Agaricomycetes; Boletales; Coniophoraceae
Product: actin-related protein Arp6
Exons: 10
Coding region: 76-1434 (452 amino acids)
Cellular component (GO): Swr1 complex
Molecular function (GO): nucleosome binding
Source: RefSeq, a predicted model, not a curated record
ACGGCACUGACGCACAAUAGUCGCGACUUGCCUCUAACGCCUCGGCGGCUGACGCGCAACGCGUCUGAUAGUGCAAUGAACUCAGGGCCCAUCGCCGUCCUCGACAAUGGUGGAUCGACUAUCAAAGCUGGCGUUGUAGUCGGCGAAGUACCUGAAAGAGAACAAGCAAGGCUCGUCCCAAACGCCGUCGCGCGUUCAAAGGGGGACAAGACUACCUACUUUGGACACGAGCUCGACCGGUGCCGCGAUUUUUCUGCCCUGCACUACCGCCUGCCGUUCGAAAAGGGCUACCUCGUCGAUUGGGACGCCCAGAAAGCGGUGUGGGACGGACUGUUCUCCGCCGAUGCCCUGGGAAUCAACACGUCCGAAUCGCGUCUCCUGAUCACGGAGCCUUACUUCAACCUGCCAAAUGUUCAGGACGUUUAUGAUCAGUUCGUCUUUGAGGAGUACGAGUUCCGAUCGUACUACCGCUGCACACCCGCUUCUUUGAUACCCUACGGGUCGCUCUUCAGUGAAACAAAGCAGCCUGCGCCUGAAUGUAUGCUCAUCAUCGAUUCGGGCUUCAGCUUUACGCAUGUGAUCCCAUUAAUCCAAAAUGAAAUUCAAUGGCACGCUGUGAAAAGACUCGACGUCGGAGGCAAAAUCCUUACUAAUCAGCUCAAGGAGAUCGUCUCGUACCGACAAUGGAACAUGAUGGACGAGACGUACAUCAUGAAUCACGUCAAGGAGACAUGCUGCUACGUCUCCAGCAACUUCAUGGACGACUUGGACGUGUGCAGGACAAACCCGAAGAAGAACCCGAUCGUCAGGGAGUACGUGCUCCCUAAUUUCACCAUCAACAAACAAGGCCGGCUCCGACAGCCCGACGAAGAGAUCUCGCAGGCCGAGCAGAUACUCACGAUGGGGAACGAGCGGUUCACGAUCCCAGAAAUACUCUUUCGUCCCGACGACAUCGGACUGGACCAAUCGGGCAUAGCCGCUACCGUAGCAUCGUCUAUUAAGCUGCUGCCAGAGGACAUCCAAGGCAUGUUUUGGUCAAACAUUGGCCUGAUCGGUGGCAAUACAAAGUUUCCUGGGUUUUAUGAAAGAUUGAUGUCUGAACUGCGUUCGCUCGCGCCCGUCGACUUUGAUGUGCGUGUGCAUCGCUGCGAAGAGCCAAUCACAGAAGCGUACCACUCCGCGCUCCGGUUUGUGGGAGAAACACCGUUCGCGGCAUGUGCCGUAACACGGGCAGAGUACCUCGAAAGCGGGAGCAAUGCCUCCCGGCGCAAGUUUCGUGAUUGGCGGGCGAACUCUGCUGGAAAGGAAGCCGAGAAGACCAAGGCAGCGGAGGACGAGGACGAGGACGCAGUGGCUCCACCUCCGCCUCCCAAGAAGCUGGCGCGGACGAAGAGUAAGACCGGUGCAGGGGGCUCCUCGAGUCGUCGCCGCUAGAUCUUUCUUUCUUGGAUACGUCAUGUACAGUGCGAAGUUUGUCGUUAUCAGAGUAGGCUUGCGCUUGUUUAUGCAUCACUUUGUGUUCGCCGC